Molecule: messenger RNA, 849 nt
Organism: Alternaria rosae
Lineage: Eukaryota; Fungi; Ascomycota; Dothideomycetes; Pleosporales; Pleosporaceae
Product: prion-inhibition and propagation, helo domain-containing protein
Exons: 1
Coding region: 146-625 (159 amino acids)
Source: RefSeq, a predicted model, not a curated record
GCCACUGGCCACACGCAGUGGUUCAGCCUCUCGCGUGAGCAGCAACGAAACCGCGAGCCUUUCCGCACUAUUUCUUGCACAAAUCCUUCCCUUCUGCGAUCUUCAUUUCUGAAUCAUCGCCAUCAUCUUUUUUCCGGCUCUCACUAUGGAGCCAGCCGGUCUUGCACUUGGCAUCCUCGCCCUCACAGGCACGUUCAAUAACGCCAUAAACUGCUUCGAAUACAUUCGACUUGGCCGCGCUUUCGGCACCAACUUUCAAACUAGCUUGCUCAAGCUGGACAACGCGAGGCUACGACUUUCACAUUGGGGCGAAUCUGUUGGAUUAGACAGCGACUUCAGCAACGCCCACAACAUCAAGCUGGCGACAGGACCGCCCGGAGACGUGGCUGCAGCCGAAAGAGUACUGUCGCAGAUAAUGGACCUUUUCGCAAACGCUGAGGGUAUAUCCAUCAAGUACAAGAACCGGUCAGGAGAAGUCGAGUGGAACCUUGCUAUCAUCGACUCAGCCACAAACAUGGAGCCUGUGGGCCAAUUGCUACACGAAAUAAUGCGCUCUCUGUCUAUCAAACGCCACGGCAAAAAGUACAAUGGGCACUUUACAAAGAGAAGCACUCCAAGAGGUUGAUUGAAGAUAUUACGGAUCUCGUCAGCGAUCUCGUGGAAUUAUUUCCUGUGGCACGCGAAGAGCAGCGCAGGCUGUGUAGAACAGACGUGUCGGAGAUCAGCUCCAGGGACUGUCUUCGUGCUUUGGAAGAGAUUGCAGCAUUGCAAGACAAGGAACUCAAUCGAGCACUCGUAGAGACCUUGCAGUCAGAGGCUAAUAGCUUCAUGUCAAUGCGAACAUCAGGC